This is a messenger RNA of Cylicocyclus nassatus, 2416 nucleotides long. NCBI's taxonomy places the organism in Eukaryota, Metazoa, Nematoda, Chromadorea, Rhabditida, Strongylidae. The record is from the annotation of a GenBank genome assembly.
AGAAAUGUCAGACGUGUCAGUUGCCAUAGUAGAAUUACGGCAGACUGCUGUAAUAGAUCAAAACUUACUGUCUCCACAUGCCUAUGACCUGGUAAUCUUGGAUGAACCAUCUACAAGCUCUGAUGUACCUAAUUAUAAAGAUGCACAGCCUUAUCCAGUGAAGAAACGAACAACAGUGGGUGGUCAUCGUGUUAGAGGCACGGUCAUCAAGCUUCCUUCAUUCCAUAUCAAAAACCUUUCGGCCAGUUUGAUUGACUGCGUUCUCGGAGAACUGCUUCUAAAAACCGGAACAAAUUUUCGCCGAACAGUUCCUAUACCAUUAUGGGAAGACAAGAAUGGCUCGUCGGCUAUUCCAGGGACGAUUCUCAUGUGUGCGCCAAUGCAAACCAAAGACCGUGUUUCUUAUCGGUACGGUCGCUUGGAGAAUCUAGCUAAACUGGUGAACAUGUGCAUACAAACGCCUGAAGAUUUUGAUACACAGACGAGACAUAUGAUACUGCGAAUUGAGGAAUGGCUGGGUUACUCACAGAAGGUCAACGCGUACUUUCUAUCAUCCUUGUUUUUGAAGCCAUGUGCCAAAAGUCGAGUGAUCCGAUGUUGCCAUAAUCCAGCCUAUGUGGGUAAUGAAAUCGAAGGAUGCGUCAGGAAUGUGUCUAGUAGUGUACGCAGUGUUUCAUCAUCAGUGGAUCUUGAUGAAAAAGUGCGCUACGGAAAUUUGUGUCGAGUCGAAAUGAUUACUUACGACAAGUACAAUACAUUCGUGAUGAAUCCAUUAUUCGAUAGUGGAUUGGGGCUUGGUGAUGACGAUGAGGGCUCCAACUAUUUUAUUGCUUCGGCUAAACGCACAAUAAGAACUUCAUCUGGGACCUCAAUCUCAUCAGAUGAUUGGUCAAGAAAUUAUCCAUUGCAUCGCGCUGCCUAUGUGGGAGACGCGGCGACAAUAGAGUCACUAAUAGCUCUUGGUUAUGAUGUGAAUCAAGCCGAUCGUGAUUCCUGGACACCGCUUCAUUAUGCAGCUUUUUAUGAACACUUAGAUGCGAUGAGAGCGCUAUUGAACAACGGGAACGCUAAUGUAAAUGUGCAGAACAAAGGUGGAGCAACCGCACUUCACUUUGCCGCGCUCAAUGGAAAUGCCUUUUUGGUAGAACUAUUGCUUAGUCAUCCCGGAGUUGACACCAAUCUGCGAAAUCGAGAUGGAAAUCGUGCUGUAGACUUGUGCAAAGACGUGCCUAAGAAAGCAUGGCAAGAUGUGGCAAAGCUGCUGAUGAAUUGGAAGAAAAUUGAAAAAAUACAGGUUGAUUUCCUAUCUGCUGGGAACGUUAUGGUGCAGCUGAGAGACGGCAUAGAAACUACGGCUAGUUCCAUUUUGGCAGAAAUUGGGCAAGAGAUAAAGAUCGGCCCAAGCAUGCUAAAACUGUUUGCGUUGUGGGUGUGCUCAGAGAGUUUGAGUCUCCAGCUAAAGCCCGAUCACAAACCGUUAGCUCAUCUCAACGUGAAAAAAUGGCGUGCUAAAGUUGACAAAUGGACGGACCAGAUGAACUCGACGGAGAAGCCGCGAUUGGUGAUGAGGCGCAGCGCACACGCUACGCUUGCCGCAGAACUGCAGGCUAAAAGCGACGAGUUUGGCAUGACGUUGCUGUACGAGGAAGCACGCCAGAAUUUUCUUAACGGAUAUUAUCCUUGCAAUGAGGAGGACAUCAUAUACUUGGCAGCGGUUUCAACAAAAAUACUCUACGGGAACGUAACGAAGAGCGACAAACUUGACCUUAGUCGCAUCUUCCCCUCUUAUCUAAUUUCCUCGAAGGAGAAGGGUUCAGAGCUGCGGAGCAAAGUUAGCAAGGCAUUAAAGGACGUCAAAUCAAGGAACGUCACUCACCUCCAGCAUGAGUUCCUUUCCUGCUGUCGCCAAUUUCGAACCUACGGCUCAACAUUUUUCUUAUCCGAAGUUUACAUGUCACAGCCGCAUGUGUCUCACUUACGGGCUUAUUGCGGUGUGAACGACUAUGGCUUGCACUUAAUCAAUUCGAAAUCUAUGGCGCUCGUCAUAUCGUACGACCAUCGUGAGUUGAAGUGGACCUACGAGACCGGUAAACCCUUCCUGGAAAUCUUUGCCAGAGCUUACAGACAUCAGCUGACAAUACGGAGUCCUCAGGCUGCAUAUAUCUACAUGCUUUUGAGCAAACUCGGCCAAACAAGCAAUCACUAUGCCGGCCGAUGAAGCAUUAAAAAUACGGACACCCUUUCUCAUAAUGGUUAAAGUUCUAAAUCAAAAGUUUCCUAUGAGAGAAGACCUUAAAGCAACAUUUUGCCAUCCUCUAAUUGAUAGAAUCAUUCCAUUUUCGGUUUGAAGAUUAUUAUUAUUUAUGUUCUCAGUUUGCUUUACAUCAUUAUUUGUACAUUUUUUUAUAAAGUACUU